GAACAUGUAAAACUUGAGGGAUGUUGAAUCUUGAUGAUCCCCACAAGAACAUUUAAGUAGACACUCAUUGUCUUCUAGAAUAAUUGUCCAUUUUAUACAUCAACAUUUAUUGUUUAUAGUUUCUCUUCCAACCCACCCAGAUCAGAUCCAUUUUUCUCCAUAACAUCACAACCCAAACCCCAUUUCAAUUCACUCAAACACAAACCCUAAAUCCCCAAAACUCCCAUGAAAAACCCCAUUUCAAAUUAGCAAAAACCCAUAAAAUUCAAACCCACAAAGAUCAAAACUUGAUCAAUGAAAGCUGAUAAGAAAUGGGUAUUCACACUCUUCUUCACAGCAUUCAUCUCCAUAAUAAUCUUCAUCACCUCAAUUUACAACUUCAGUUCAUCAUACACUUUAACAAACUCCCAUAAACCCAUCUCCACCGUCCACCGUGGCACCGGCUACCCACCUGCGUUUGCUUACUACAUCUCCGGCAGCCGUGGUGACGGUGACAGAAUAUUCCGGCUGCUGCUGGCGGUGUACCAUCCAAGAAACAGGUACUUGUUGCACAUUGGGACUGAAGGGUCUGAUGAUGAGAGGAUGAGUUUGAGUUUGUUGGUUAAAUCGGUGCCUGCGAUUCGGGCUUUUGGGAAUGUUGAUGUGAUUGGGAAGCCUGAUGCGACGACGUAUAUGGGUGCGAGUAAUAUUGCGGCUGUUUUGAGGGCUGCUGCUGUUUUGUUGAAGGUUGAUGGUGAUUGGGAUUGGUUUGUUACUCUUAGUGCUUUGGAUUAUCCUUUGGUUACUCAAGAUGAUAUGUCACAUGCAUUCUCCUCCAUUAGCAGAGAUGCCAAUUUCAUCGAUCAUACAAGUGAUCUUGGAUGGAAAGAGGGUCAAAGAAUCACGCCAAUUGUAGUUGAUCCAGGGAUCUAUUUAGCCAGACGAGCUCAAAUCUUUCGUGCCACCGAAAAACGUCCGUUACCAAACGCUUUCAAAGUUUUCACAGGAUCUCCAUGGGUUAUUCUGAGCCGUUCGUUCCUCGAAUACUGUAUUUUUGCGUGGGAUAAUCUCCCACGGACUCUUUUAAUGUAUGUUAACAAUGUGAUUUUGGCGGAAGAAGUCUACUUCCAUACAGUUAUUUGCAACUCACCCGACUUCAAAAACACAACCGUCAACGCGGAUUUAAGGUACAUGGUUUGGGACGACCCGCCCAAAAUGGAGCCACUUUUCCUCAACAAGUCAAACUACGACGAGAUGGUUGAAAGCGGUGCUGCUUUUGCAAGACAGUUUGCCAAAAACGACCCGGUUCUCGACAUGGUUGAUAGCAAAAUCUUGAAACGUAGUGGUAACCGAGUUGCCCCGGGUGCAUGGUGCACCGCUAGAAGGAGCUGGUUUGUCGACCCGUGUUCACAAUGGGAUGAUGUUAAUGUUGUUAGACCGGGAAAUCAAGUGAAGAAGUUUGAAGAAUCUUUAAAGAGUGUGGUAGAUGAUUCAAGAGUAGAUUUGAAUCAAUGUAGUUGAAAAAAGAUUGAAGCUUGAUUAUGGUAUGAAAAUGAAGAUGCAUUGUUUGUUGUUUACAGAGAUUUUUUUUUUUAUUGGGGGGGGGGGGGGGGGGUUUCUUCUUGUGUUUUGGGUUUGUUAUAGGUUUUGAUGUAAAGUGAUGAAUGUGAAAUCAAAGUAAAAACAAUAAGAGGAAUCCUCUUAUUUUGUAAAAA
Molecule: messenger RNA, 1694 nt
Organism: Helianthus annuus (common sunflower)
Lineage: Eukaryota; Viridiplantae; Streptophyta; Magnoliopsida; Asterales; Asteraceae
Product: beta-glucuronosyltransferase GlcAT14B
Exons: 4
Coding region: 295-1500 (401 amino acids)
Cellular component (GO): membrane
Molecular function (GO): glucuronosyltransferase activity
Source: RefSeq, a predicted model, not a curated record